AUGUCGACUUACACGCCCAUUGACAAUGUGCCAAAGAUUCGUGACACUCUGCGGGCUGGUUUUGCCACUAAUCGUUCCAAAGAUGUUCGAUACCGAAAGACACAGCUUCUCCAGCUUGCCUAUCUAUUGCAAGACAACAAGCAGCGCCUCGUGGAUGCACUCCAAGCCGACCUCCACCGACCAGCAGCUGAAACUUUCUUGGUGGAGAUCGGGGCUAGCAUAAAGGAAGCACUUAUUGCCUAUAAGAGAGUGGAUAAAUGGGCAAAACCCGAGGGUGUCCCGUUUGACUUACUCACAUUUGCGAUGCGAGGGAGGACAUUGAAGGAACCUAAGGGCACCGUUCUCAUUAUUGGGCCGUUCAACUAUCCAUUGUGGUGUCUAUUCGUCCCCCUUGUCGGAGCCAUCGCAGCCGGGUGCGCCGUCUGCAUUAAGCCAUCCGAAGUCGUACCAUCUGUCCAAGACCUUAUCGCUGAGCUCAUUCCUCAGUACCUGGACCCGGACCUUUACCAGGUUGUUACCGCCGAAGUCGAAGGCACAACAAAGCUUCUUGAGCUGCAGUGGGAUCACAUCAUGUACACCGGCAAUGGAAGCGUUGGGAGGCUGGUUGCAACCGCUGCGGCUAAACACCUCACCCCGGUCUCUCUGGAGCUUGGCGGAAAGUCCCCAGUGAUUGUUGAUGACACAGCCGAUCUUAAAGUCACAGCUCGCCGUGUGCUGUGGGGGAAAGUCAUCAAUGCUGGUCAGACAUGCGUUGCGCCUGACUACGUUCUAGUUACGGAGGGGCGGCAGGAUGCUCUCGUGGACGCUCUCAAAGAAGUCCAUCGAGAUUUCUACCCCCAAAAUUCCGUUGCGGAGUCUCCCGAUUUCUCCCGUCUGGCUGCCGACAGGCACUUUGAGCGUGUUAAGAAGCUUCUGAAUGCCACCAAGGGUGAGAUUGUUUUGGGGGGCGAAAUGGAUGCGAGUCAAAAGUUCAUCGCGCCCACUAUCGUCAAAAACGUAACUUUUGAGGAUUCUUUGAUGGAAGAGGAAUUGUUUGGACCUGUCCUACCGAUAAUACCAAUCAAGGACGUCCAAACUGCAAUUGACUACAUCAACUCAAAGGAUCGCCCACUGGCCUUGUACCUCUUUUCUACCGACGACAAACUGAAGAAAGAUAUCCUGGCCAAAACCAUCAGUGGCAUGGCUAUGAUCAACGAUAUUCUGAUGGCUGCUGCCGUGGAGGGGCUCGGGUUUGGUGGAACUGGUGCUGUGAAUGGAGCACAUAAUGAUAAGGCUGGUUUCGACACCUUCACUCAUCGUCGCUCAACAGUUGAUGUCCCAGGAUGGCUUGAUUAUAUCGUCAAAUUCCGUUUCCCACCAUACACGAAAGAGAAAGAAAACUUGGCCAAUAAGUUGUCAAUUCCGAAGAUCCCGUACCCCCGCCCAGGUACGCAGCCACCGUUCGGCUGGGAGAAAUGGUUCACAGUAUUCAUUUUGGUUGGUGGACUGGCAACAGCGCUCACAAGGAAGAAAGGGAUCCUAGGUGCAGGGACAAAUAGUGGGCCCGCGUAA
Cantharellus anzutake is the source of this 1551-nucleotide messenger RNA. RefSeq names its product NAD-aldehyde dehydrogenase. The transcript has 13 exons. The coding region runs from base 1 to 1551 and encodes 516 amino acids. NCBI's taxonomy places the organism in Eukaryota, Fungi, Basidiomycota, Agaricomycetes, Cantharellales, Hydnaceae. The record is from RefSeq and is a predicted model, not a curated record. Gene Ontology annotation, biological process: aldehyde metabolic process. Gene Ontology annotation, molecular function: aldehyde dehydrogenase (NAD+) activity. Gene Ontology annotation, cellular component: cytoplasm.